AUGAAUGAUGGAAAAGACCAUAGUCAAGAUAAUGAGGUCAAUCGCGAUUUGUUUCUGGAUUUUGAGCAAGUUUGCACUACUAAUCGCAUAACUCCGGUGCAAGAGGAAUAUAGUUGUGGAUUGGUGGGAAUUGCAAAGCAACCUAUACAACAGAUUGCUAAUGAUCGGAGCGUGAACAAGAACGGUGGUCCACCCAUUUUCCGGAUCAAUGGCCAGAACUUCCAUUACAUUGGUAGUCUCCUGCUGGUGGACGCGAGAAAACCACAUUUUGCACAGUUGUAUAUAUAUGAUACUAAUAAUGAACUUAGUAAUCGUAUCAAUGCUGUGAGGCAAAAUGGUGACCAAAAUGGCAUCCAUGUUGAGAUUGUGAAUGAUAUUCAACAAGUUUUGGAUACCAGUAAUGUCUUAGUCAAGUCAUUCCGCAUGGCACGAUCUGAGCUGCAAAAUAAUCCGCUGGCCGAGGUAAAAAUUAAAUUGCUUGGGAAGAGAUCAAAGGAUGCAAGAACAUACAAUUUGCCGCAGGUUUCGGAAGUUGCAGCCUUAAUUGUGGGUGACAUUGAUACAAAUAUUGGAGAACGUGACAUUAUGGUCGAAACCAAGAGCGGCCUGUUGCAACGAAUUAGUGAGUUGAAUCCAGCAUACCUCCCAAUGCAAUACCCUUUACUCUUUCCGUAUGGUGAGGACGGAUACAGGGAAGACAUUCCCUUCUCUACAUUAAAAGGAAACACAAGUGCUGGCCGUCAAAGGAUAAGUCCUCGAGAAUAUUUUGCAUACCGUAUACAGACAAGGUUAUCUGAGGUAUCUACUUUAUUGCAUUCAAAGAGGUUAUUCCAACAAUUUUUGGUAGAUGCCUAUACAAUGGUUGAGUCAGGAAGGUUAAUCUAUAUAAGGACACAUCAAAAAAGUUUGAGGUGUGAAUCGUAUAAUUGCUUGAAUGAUGCAUUAACACGCGGUGAAGUUGACCCCACUACUCAAGGAAAGAGGAUAAUAUUGCCUUCAAGUUUUACAGGGGGUGCUAGAUACAUGAUUCAAAAUUAUCAGGACGCUAUGGCUAUAUGUAGAUUGGUUGGAUAUCCAGAUCUGUUUAUCACAUUCACCUGCAACCCGAAAUGGCCCGAGAUACAACGCUUCUUGAAGGAUCGAAAGUUAAAAGCUGAAGAUCGUCCUGACAUAAUAUGUAGAUUAUUCAAAAUGAAAUUGGAUGCUGUAAUCUCAGAUUGUCGGAAGAACAAGUUAUUUGGGCCAGUGAUGGGAGUUAUAUAUACCAUAGAGUUCCAAAAAAGAGGUCUGCCGCAUGCUCAUAUUCUGCUGUUUCUUGAUAAAGUCAAUGGAUAUCAUACUGUUGACAAUUUGGACAACAUUAUUUCCGCUGAGCUGCCUGAUCAAGAAGCUGACGCAGAAUACUUCAGAGCAGUUGAGGAGUUUAUGAUGCAUGGACCUUGUGGGAAAGCCAGAUUGAGUUCUCCCUGUAUGGCAAAUGGUAAAUGUACUAAACAUUUUCCCAAAAAGUUUGUUAAUUGCUCAACUUUUGAUGAGGAUGGCUAUCCUAUAUAUCGGAGAAGAGACAAUGGUCGGUCUGUGACGCGCAAUGGGAUUGACUUGGAUAAUAGGUACGUGGUACCACACAAUAGGCAUUUGUUGUUAAAGUAUAGGGCUCAUAUUAAUGUCGAAUGGUGUAAUCAGUCCCGUUCAAUCAAAUACCUAUUCAAGUACGUGAACAAGGGUCAUGACAGGGUAACAGCAGAGUUUUACAGAACCAGCAAUGAUCAAGUUGUUGCCCAAGUUCUGGAUGAAAUUAGUAUGUACUAUGAUUGUAGGUACAUAUCUCCGUGUGAAGCAUCGUGGCGGUUGUUCGGUUUUGAUAUACAGUUUAGGACACCAUCAGUGGAAAGAUUAAGCUUUCACUUGCCGAACCAACAAAGUGUUGUUUUCGCAGAUGAUGACCCCGUUGAUAACAUACUCAGUCGGCCAACAAUCUUGCAAAGCAUGUUCCUAGAAUGGUUCGAGGCAAAUAAAAACUUCCCAGAAGCAAGAAAGUUGACAUAUGCUGAAAUGCCAACAAAGUUUGUCUGGAAGAAAGAUAUUCGAAAAUGGCAGCCCAGAAAAAGAGGAUUCUCUAUAGGUAGAGUUUUCUAUGUGCCUCCUGGAUCAGGGGAAAUCUUUUAUUUAAGGUAUCUGUUGAAUAAGGUCAAAGGUCCGACAAGUUAUUUAGAUAUAAAAACAGUGGAUGGCGUCCAAUAUGAUUCUUUUAGGGAUGCGUGUUGUGCAAGAGGAUUAGUAGAUGAUGACAGGGAGUAUGUUUAUGCUAUAGAAGAAGCAAGUCAUUGGGCCACAGCUGUGAAUCUUAGAAGAUUAUUUGUCACUCUCUUGAUGACUAACUCAAUAGCAAAACCAGAGGUGGUUUGGGAGGCUGCGUGGAUUCAUUUGUCAGAUGAUGCACAAUUCAAGAUUAGAGAACAAUUGGGAAAAUCAGAUUGGAUUAUAUCUGAAGAUGAGAAGAAGAAUUUUGCACUUACGGAGAUUGAAAUAAUGCUUUCAGCUAUGGGAAAAAGUUUGAAAGACUUUCAGGGGAUGCCGAUACCCGAUUUAGUUAAUCACUGCAGAACAACCAAUCGGUUGAUACAGGAGGAAUUGGCAUAUGAUACUACUGCAAUGAAGGAAGAGAAUGAUGCUUUAGUGGAUAAACUAACUGAAGAGCAAAGAAAAAUAUAUGAUAAUGUUUUGAAAGAUGCUGAGAAUAAUCUUGGAGGACUAUUUUUUGUUUAUGGAUAUGGUGGAACGGGUAAAACAUUCUUGUGGAGAGCAUUAUCUUCUGCUAUAAGGUCAAAGGGAGAGAUAGUACUGAAUGUUGCAUCAAGUGGCAUAGCUUCCCUUCUAUUACCAGGUGGUAGGACUGCACAUUCAAGGUUUGCCAUUCCGAUCGCUGUUAAUGAAGAUUCAACCUGCAAUAUCAGCCAAAACAGUCCUUUAGCACAAUUGAUCGUGCAAAGUAGGCUGGUCAUUUGGGAUGAGGCUCCAAUGAUGCAUAAAUUCUGUUUUGAAGCGUUGGACCGAACUAUGAGAGAUAUAAUGCGUGUCAAAAAUCAUAACAGCUUCGAUAUGUCGUUUGGUGGAAAAACAGUGGUGUUAACAAAAAACCUAAGGCUUAGAUCUUUGAGAUCGGAUAGUGAAGUUCAAGAGAUUGCUGAUUUUGCCAAGUGGAUUGCUAAUAUAGGUGAUGGAACCAUUGGUGAUUCAAUGGAUGGAGAAUCUGAGAUACAGAUUCCUGAACAAUUUUUGCUCAGUUGUGGAGAGGAUCCUAUUGCUACCAUUGUUGAUAGCACUUUCCCGUUGUUUCGCAAUGGCCACAGAGAUAAUGAGUACUUAAAAGAUCGUGCCAUACUUGCACCGACUUUGGAUGUUGUAGAUACAGUCAACGAAUACAUGAAUGACUAUAACAAUGCUGAAGGAAGGACCUAUGUCAGUUGUGACUCCGUAUGCAAAUCUGAUUCUAAUGUUGACAUGCUGGCGGACCUGCACACACCGGAGUUUUUAAAUGGAUUACGAUGUUCGGGAGUUCCAAAUCACUCAUUGACUCUCAAAGUUGGCUCGCCAGUGAUGCUGUUAAGAAAUAUUGAUCACUCACUGGGGUUGUGCAAUGGUACAAGGAUGAUUAUUUCAAAGUUAGCGGAUCAUGUUUUAGAAGCUAAAAUACUCUCCGGAUCAAGUGCUGGUACGAAGCCAGGGCCAGACACUAUCCAAUGUGGGUUUGUUUUUGAAGAGGCCGGUUUUUAA
Messenger RNA from Ipomoea nil (Japanese morning glory), 3774 nucleotides. RefSeq lists its product as uncharacterized. The transcript is spliced from 8 exons. NCBI's taxonomy places the organism in Eukaryota, Viridiplantae, Streptophyta, Magnoliopsida, Solanales, Convolvulaceae. Bases 1 to 3774 code for a protein of 1257 amino acids. Gene Ontology annotation, biological process: telomere maintenance; DNA repair. The record is from RefSeq and is a predicted model, not a curated record. Gene Ontology annotation, molecular function: DNA helicase activity.